Neohortaea acidophila is the source of this 864-nucleotide messenger RNA. RefSeq lists its product as uncharacterized. Bases 1 to 864 code for a protein of 287 amino acids. Lineage: Eukaryota; Fungi; Ascomycota; Dothideomycetes; Mycosphaerellales; Teratosphaeriaceae. The transcript has a single exon. The record is from RefSeq and is a predicted model, not a curated record.
AUGGCCUUCUCCAACUCUUCCAUCCUCGCCGUCGUCGAGCUCAUCUGCUAUGCCGUGCUCAUCCCCUUCUCUCUCUACGUCGGAUUCCGUCACGGAAAGAAGGCCAUCCUCGGCUACCUGUACCUCAAUAUCCUGUGCACCCUGCGCGUCGUCGCCGACAUCAUCCAGCUGGCCAGCGGCACCAAUCCAAACGCGAAGCCCUCCCUCGCAGCAACAAUCGUCAGCUCCGUCGGUCUGUCGCCCCUGCUCCUCGGCCUAGCCGGCUUCCUGCACGAAAUCCACAUCUACGUGGUCAUGGCUACGGCGUCGUCGCGCACGAGCUUCAAGAAGGCGAACCGCUGGAUGUGGUUCGCGCAGUUCCAGAUCCACGGCACGUGUGUCGUCGGCGUGAUCCUCGUUAUCAUCGGCACGGUCGAGCUGUAUUCUGCGUCGUCCACCUCUCAACUCCACACCGAUGACAGCCUUCGAUCCGCCGGCGCCGUGAUCUUGGUCGUCCUGUGGGGUCUGCUGCUCAACUACGCCAUAUACCUGUUGCGCCGGUGUCGCCAGCUCGAAGGACAGCUCGUCAGAGGCCUCUCGGACUACAUCUACUGGACACAGAUCGCCGCAGUCUUCAUCGGGGUCAAGAUGGUGUAUGUCGUGGUGUACACCUUCGACCACAACGACGCGUCGCUCAGCCCUGUCACCGGCUCCUUCGCCAUUAAAGUCAUCUUCACUUUCUUGACGUCGUUUUUGGCUGCCUUGAGCUUUACCAUUGGCGGCUGGCGAAGCCUCCAUAUCGCCGUCGCUGCGCCGAAAUUCGCCGUCGUCGAUCGGUAUGAUGCUCCCCACGAAGUCCGCACAGUGCAGAUGAAUCGCAAGUGA